ACCAGGGGUCCCUGUGGCUUGCAGAGUUUGGGAACCACUGUUAGGAGCGCUCCUCGGAGGCUGCAGAAGCAGUGGAGCCCUUUGGGUGAAGGUUAAAGGCAGCAAGGCCCCUUUUAAAGUUCAUGCUCCUUAAAGAAAACCGAGAGGAUAUACUGAAUGCCAGCGACAAACUAACUGAGGUCCUUGAAGAGGCCAACACUCUGUUUAAUGGAGUGUCCCGGGCAAGAGAAGCAGUCCUGGAUGCCCAUUUUCUUGUUUUGGCUUCAGAUUUGGGCAAAGAGAAGGCAAAGCAGCUGCGUUCUGAUCUGAACUCGUUCGAUAUGUUGCGCUACGUUGAAACUCUACUGACACAUAUGGGUGUAAAUCCGCUAGAAGCUGAAGAACUCAUCCGUGAUGAAGAUAGUUCUGAUUUUGAAUUCAUAGUCUAUGACUCCUGGAAAAUAUCAGGCAAAACAGCAGAAAACACCUUUAAUAAAACCCAUACAUUCCACUUUCUGUUGGGUUCAAUACAAGGAGAGUUCCCUGUGCCAAAGCCACGAAGCGAUCGUCCGAGAAAAGGUCCCACGACAGAAGAGAAGAAGACCAUGCCUGACCAGUUAAGUGAAAUGGAAGAAUCUCAUCAAGAAGCAACAGAAAAGGAAGUGGAAAGAAUUUUGGGAUUAUUGCAGACCUAUUUCCGAGAGGAUCCUGAUACUCCUAUGUCCUUCUUUGACUUUGUGGUUGAUCCACAUUCUUUUCCCCGAACAGUGGAAAACAUCUUUCAUGUUUCCUUUAUUAUAAGGGAUGGUUUUGCAAGAAUAAAGCUUGACCAAGACCGACUGCCAAUAAUAGAGCCCGUUAAUAUUAAUGAAGAAAGUGAGGGAAUUGACCAAAACACCCAGAUUAGGAAUCAAGGAAUCAUAGCUUUGAGUUACCGAGACUGGGAGGAGAUCGUGAAGACCUUUGAGAUCUCAGAACCUGUGAUUGCUUCAGGCCAGAGCCAGCAGAGGCUAAGCGCCUGACGCCAGCAAAGGACUCAACUGGAUAGUGAAAUCCAAACAGGAAAGCAGCAUGUAUUGUAUAUAUUGUAUGAUUAAACAUUUUUAAAGACAGAUUGUUUUUAGUAAAAUGUAGCUUUUGAUAGUUAAUGAAUUGGUCCUGGUUGUCUUUGAUUAAAGGAAAUUCACUGCCAUAUUCA
Molecule: messenger RNA, 1177 nt
Organism: Herpailurus yagouaroundi (jaguarundi)
Lineage: Eukaryota; Metazoa; Chordata; Mammalia; Carnivora; Felidae
Gene: NSMCE4A
Product: NSE4A component of SMC5/6 complex
Exons: 11
Coding region: 123-1001 (292 amino acids)
Biological process (GO): DNA repair
Cellular component (GO): Smc5-Smc6 complex; nucleus
Source: RefSeq, a predicted model, not a curated record